Messenger RNA from Lactuca virosa, 1110 nucleotides. Lineage: Eukaryota; Viridiplantae; Streptophyta; Magnoliopsida; Asterales; Asteraceae. The record is from the annotation of a GenBank genome assembly.
AUGAUAUGGUAUUUGAAGUUUCUCUGGAAGGAACUAGAACAAAAAAGAAAGAAGAUGCCGUUGGUGAGAAGAAACAAUAGGAACGUGUCGAACGGGAUGAUACCCUUGAUGCUAUUGCAGGCCGUGAACGAGUACCGGAGGCUUGAACGUAAACCCCCGGUAACGGCGGCGAUUCUUGCUGCCAACACCCUCAUUUAUCUUCGACCUGCUUUCCUUCAUCAGAUCCUUCCCAAAAUUGAAGACGUCUUGUUCAAUGCUCAUCUCAUCGUUAAGGAUAAGGACCUAAAACGCUUAUUCUUAUCUGCUUUCUACCAUCUUGGUGAAACUCAUCUUGCCUACAACAUGAUUUCGCUUCUAUGGAAGGGCAUCCAGUUAGAAACUUGGUUAGGAAGUGCUGAAUUCACAUCUAUGGUUGCCACCCUACUUGGGUUGUCACAAGGCAUCACGCUCUUAUUAGCUAAAUCUCUUCUUCUUCUUUUCGAUUAUGAAACAGCUUAUUACCAUGAAUACUCUGUUGGAUUCUCUGGUGUCCUGUUUGCAAUGAAAGUCGUACUUAAUUCACAUUCAGAUGGCUACACUAAUCUCCAUGGAUUUGUGGUGCCCGCAAAGCAUGCUGCUUGGGCUGAAUUGAUUCUCAUCCAAUUGUUUGUUCCUAAUGUAUCCUUUCUAGGCCAUCUUGGUGGGAUACUCGCAGGCAUAGUUUAUCUACGUUUAAAAAAAGCCCCUUCUCCUUUGACAACAAUGGUGAAAGCGUUAACUUCUUUAGUAAGAUCUCUACUGAUGCGGAUAUGGCAGCAGUCCCCCCCACGACAAAGGGGAACAAGUGCAGGUGCAGGUGGUAUAUGGAGGUGCCGGGCUUGUACAUAUGACAACUCCGGUUGGUUAAGUGUGUGUGAAGUGUGUGGGACAGGGCGUGGUGAUGAUGGAUUAUCUUCUGUGCAGUUGUCGAAUUCAGAGAUGAUUCCUUUAGAUGAAAUACGUCGCCGAAGGAUUGAGAGGUUUGGUAGAUAUAGAUAGAUAGAUAUAUAAUCUUUACCAAUUGUAAGUGUAAGGAUACUUAUCAUGUAAAUUAAGCCAAGGUAUAGCAAAUCAUUCAAGCAAAUACAAAAU